AUUUUCUAAAAAUAUUAUGAAUCCUCCUCCUGGUUUAGAUAAUGAUAAUGAUGAAUCUAUUGGUCCUCCACCUGGCAUAGACAUUCCUAAAAAAAAGAAAUUUCACAUCAAUAAAAAAUUAAGCUAACAAUAAACAUCAUUAGAAUCAUUGAAUCUUGAACUCAAAGUUACUGUGUAAGACUAACAUUUCGAUCAAGUAUUGUCCACUUCUCAACUUCUAGAUACCCAUCACUGAUGAAUAUUUAGAACCUUCAAUGAACAAUUUAAUUGCAUUUGAUGGUCAUAUAUGUGACACCUCUGGAUCUGAUUCUUUGGCACUUUGGGAUAAGGAUAUGAAAUUGAAAAGAGAAUUUAAAGGAUUAAUUGAAAACAUGCCCUAUUCAUUAGUUGCAGUACAUGAUAAAAUUUAUUUAAUCUUCGGUGACACACUCCUUUUGAUACAACCUGAAAUUAAUAAGAAGACCAUUUUGAUUGAAUAACCACUUACAGCUUUUUGUGUUUCAGAUCAUACCAAUCCAAGGUAGUCUCAUAUACAUACCUAGAAUUGUAGGUGUCAAUGAAGGGGAAAUAAUCUUAUGGAAAACCUCUAAUUUAGGCAAACCCAAUCUUUAGGAACCCAUCUUUAAUAAUUUUGUCUCUAAGUCCCAAACAUUGAUUGAACUAUAAAAAAUCUUAUCUGACAAGUUUGAUGAUUGUGAUGAUCUGUUAAUGUUAUAAAAUGGAUUAGUUUUUGCGAAAUAAAAAAAAAUAGGUGAAGUAUUUAUUGUAGAUUUUGAAAAUGAUCAAUUAGAAGAAUUGUAAACUACAUAUGGUUGUGCCGUAACAUGUUGGACAACCAUAUCAUAUGAUACAAUUGCAUUUGCAUCAAAUGGUUAAAUUGUAUUAACUAAAUUCUUAUCAAAUAAAUAAGCAAUUGUAUAAAUUGUAUUGAGUUCAUCCAAAGACGAUAUUCAUCAUGGAUUGUGUUACUAAAAUAAUAAGAUAUUUUCAAUAAAUAAAAAUGCUGUCGUAUCAUCUUGGAAUAUUCUUUCUGGAGAGAGAAUUAAAACUUUUGAUGUAAAAUUCUGUCCUGGAGUAUACUCUCUAUAAUUGAUGAAUUCUGAUUUUAUUAUUGCUGAACAUAAAGUGAAAAAGGAUUUCAUUCUAUUGAAUAUGAAUCUAGAAAAAUAAUUCUUCUACAAAGCAAGAGUUAAAUAAGUCUUACAUUGUUGUUCUAGUCCAAAUGGAUAAUUCAUUGCACUAGUCUAAAAAUGUGGUUUACUUUAUGAUGAAGAAGUGAUAUUUCACAUUGAAAUUGAAAUCUAUCCACUUGAAAAUAAAUUGGAAUUUGAACGAAGAAAAGAAAUUGAUAAUUUAGAAAUAAAGACUGUAAUGUUUUUAGAUGAUUCAACCAUUCAAUAUAUUUUGAAAAUCUCAAAGAGUGUGAAUCCACUCCUUGUGAAAUGGAAUUAUAUAAAUAAUGAGUGGAAUGAAUAGGAAAUGUUAGUAGAAAAAUAUAAGAGUUGUCAACUGUAUUAGAGUAGAUCAGCAUUCAGUUAUGAUUUUAGAUUAGGUUCAACAUAAUAAUUCAAUCUGUUUGGUCCGAAGAGAGUUGAAAAUAAUAAUAAUUUAAUUAGUGGAAUCAGUGUUUAUGAUGAGAAUGUAAAAAGAUUAUUGAAAGUGUAAUUCCAAUAACAAUUUAAUGCAGAUGUAUUUGGAAUGCCUUGUAAAGAUUUACUUUAUGUUCUAAAUAAUAAAAAUUAAAUAGAAGUUUGGUAGNAUACCAAUCCAAGGUAGUCUCAUAUACAUACCUAGAAUUGUAGGUGUCAAUGAAGGGGAAAUAAUCUUAUGGAAAACCUCUAAUUUAGGCAAACCCAAUCUUUAGGAACCCAUCUUUAAUAAUUUUGUCUCUAAGUCCCAAACAUUGAUUGAACUAUAAAAAAUCUUAUCUGACAAGUUUGAUGAUUGUGAUGAUCUGUUAAUGUUAUAAAAUGGAUUAGUUUUUGCGAAAUAAAAAAAAAUAGGUGAAGUAUUUAUUGUAGAUUUUGAAAAUGAUCAAUUAGAAGAAUUGUAAACUACAUAUGGUUGUGCCGUAACAUGUUGGACAACCAUAUCAUAUGAUACAAUUGCAUUUGCAUCAAAUGGUUAAAUUGUAUUAACUAAAUUCUUAUCAAAUAAAUAAGCAAUUGUAUAAAUUGUAUUGAGUUCAUCCAAAGACGAUAUUCAUCAUGGAUUGUGUUACUAAAAUAAUAAGAUAUUUUCAAUAAAUAAAAAUGCUGUCGUAUCAUCUUGGAAUAUUCUUUCUGGAGAGAGAAUUAAAACUUUUGAUGUAAAAUUCUGUCCUGGAGUAUACUCUCUAUAAUUGAUGAAUUCUGAUUUUAUUAUUGCUGAACAUAAAGUGAAAAAGGAUUUCAUUCUAUUGAAUAUGAAUCUAGAAAAAUAAUUCUUCUACAAAGCAAGAGUUAAAUAAGUCUUACAUUGUUGUUCUAGUCCAAAUGGAUAAUUCAUUGCACUAGUCUAAAAAUGUGGUUUACUUUAUGAUGAAGAAGUGAUAUUUCACAUUGAAAUUGAAAUCUAUCCACUUGAAAAUAAAUUGGAAUUUGAACGAAGAAAAGAAAUUGAUAAUUUAGAAAUAAAGACUGUAAUGUUUUUAGAUGAUUCAACCAUUCAAUAUAUUUUGAAAAUCUCAAAGAGUGUGAAUCCACUCCUUGUGAAAUGGAAUUAUAUAAAUAAUGAGUGGAAUGAAUAGGAAAUGUUAGUAGAAAAAUAUAAGAGUUGUCAACUGUAUUAGAGUAGAUCAGCAUUCAGUUAUGAUUUUAGAUUAGGUUCAACAUAAUAAUUCAAUCUGUUUGGUCCGAAGAGAGUUGAAAAUAAUAAUAAUUUAAUUAGUGGAAUCAGUGUUUAUGAUGAGAAUGUAAAAAGAUUAUUGAAAGUGUAAUUCCAAUAACAAUUUAAUGCAGAUGUAUUUGGAAUGCCUUGUAAAGAUUUACUUUAUGUUCUAAAUAAUAAAAAUUAAAUAGAAGUUUGGUAGAUCAAUACACAAUAAUAGAUUUAGAAAGGUAUUUAGAUAUGAUUAAAUAGUGUAGCGGAUUGUAGGCCAAGUUUAGUGAAAUAGAUAAAAUUCAGUGAGCAAUAUCUAUUUUUGAAUGGGCAAUCUGAAUGGAUAAUUAGAGAUUUGAAGUUGAGUUAGAUAUGCAAGAGUAAAGGGGGAUUGAUCAAUAAGUGUUUGUUCUUGAAUUAGAAAUGUAUAAUAAAUCAAAAGUAGAAUUUAUAUGUAUGGGAUUUGGGUAGUAAUUAAUGCAAGGAAAUAGAAAUAUUCUUAGUGUACGACUUUUGUUUGGUGUAGAAUAAUAAGAUUUUGGUAAUAGGAGAAUCGACUAUUAAAUAGUUGAGUUUAUGAUUUAAGCAAUAUAUGUAUAGAUAGAAG
Paramecium sonneborni is the source of this 3406-nucleotide messenger RNA. The record is from the annotation of a GenBank genome assembly. Lineage: Eukaryota; Ciliophora; Oligohymenophorea; Peniculida; Parameciidae.